CAGCAGGCUGCCGAACACGGAAGUGACACGGGACAAAAACAAUGAUAGUCGAAUGAGAGGAAAGCUUGGCGAUGCGCUCUUAUUUUGUCAAACUUUUUUUCUAGACGCCCAUUGAAACUAUUCGGGCAAAACAUUCCGACGGGCAAAACUAUGUCGUCUUUUCGAGUCGUAGUGCUGCUUUUUUUGUCUGCUACAUCGGCCGCAUUCGCCGUCCAAACUCAGGCGUAAACUGUCACGCCGCAGCAAUGCCUCCUCUGGCUGUGGCGGCAGCCGCCGUCGGCGUGUGCUCGUUGGUGGGGGUAUCGCUGCUAUGGAGGGACAUCCGGUCCAAGAUGCGAGGCGAAGGCCGGACGCUGCGCAGCUUGCUCAGCCAGUACUCGGCCGUCAAGGCGGUAGGCUGGCUGGGCAGGCGGCAGCGGGCCAAGCUGGAGGCCGACACGCUGGACGUGAGGAAGGCCCAGGAGGAGACGCUGCUGAAACGCCUACGGAGGAAUGAACAUACGCUCUACGGGAAGCGUUUUGACUUUGCUUCAAUCAAAGACAGUGACUCUUUUCGCGCUCGCCACCCCAUCACCACGUACGAGCACUAUCGCGAGCUUGUGGAUCGCGUGGCCUCAGGGGAGGAGCAGGUGCUCACCGUCGAGAAGCCUCUCGUCCUGGCCAUGACAUCCGGGACAUCCGGGCCCAGCGCUAUGCUGCUCAGCACCAAGGACACCAACAGUGACUUCUUCUUUCAGGGCGUGACGGUGUGUCUGGACACCAUGCGGCGAGCGUUCCCAGCCACGGACAGCCUGCAGCGGACCACCAAGUUCUUCUACAUGCCGACCUUCCGCCAGUCGGAAGCCGGCAUUCCCAUCGGGCCCAAUUCGUCCACGCCGGCCUCGUCUCGUCACAUGCUCCACCUCUACACCACGCCGCCGCCUGCCUUCCAGGUGGCGAGCGAGAAGGACGCGCUGUACCUGCAUCUUCUCUUUGCCCUGAGAGAUCCCAGCGUAGGAACGCUUGAGUCCAACUUUGCCUCCACCAUCUUCUAUGCCUUCACCACUUUGCAGGAGCGCUGGCAGGAACUGACGGAGGACGUGGAGUGCGGCACCGUGAGUGAGGCUCUCCAUCUGGAGCCACACCUGAGAGCCGAGCUGGACGCCUUGAGCCGGGCCGACCUGGAGAGAGCGGCCAUCCUCCGGGCCCACUUUGGGGCCGGCUUCCGGGGAAUUGCUGGCCGCCUCUGGCCCCACCUCAACUUAGUUCUGGCCGUGGACUCGGGCUCCAAUCAGAUCUACGGCGAGAUGCUGAGGGACAACUUCUGCAGCGGCAUCCCUUUCUACUCGCCUUUCUACGCUGCUACGGAAGGUCUGAUCGGGGUGAACCUUUGGCCUGAAGAGCCCGCCCGGCGUUACCUGCUGUGCCCUCGCUCCAUGUUCUGCGAGUUCCUACCAGAGAGCCACAUGGAGAAUGAGGAGGCACCAGCCACUUUUCUCAUGGAGGACGUGAAGGAGGGACAAAACUAUGAGCUGGUGCUCACCAACGCCGCCGGGCUCUUCAGGUAUCGUAUCGGCGAUGUGGUGAAAGUGGUGGGAUUCCACAACCAAUGUCCCAUCGUGGAGUUUCAAUACAGGCGCGGUCAGAUGCUGAACGUUCGUGGCGAGAAAAUGUCAGAGGCAUUGUUCCUGGACUCUUUGAAGGAAGCCGUGGCGCAGUGGCCCGCUGCUCGCCUGCUCGACUACUGCUGUGCUGAGAGCGCGAUUAUGGGGGAUUUGGUGGGCGGCUGCGACCCGCACUACCAGGUCUUUUUGGAACUGACGGGCGUGAGGAAUCUCAGCGAAGAACAGCGCCACAAGCUGGACGCGUGCCUGCAACAGGUGUCAGUGGUGUACCGCUCGUUCCGCAUCAAAGGCAGCAUCGGGCCGCCGCGGGUGCAGCUGGUGGGCCGUGGCACCUUUGCCGAACUGCGCCGCCGCAUGAUUAGUUCCUCUCUCACCUCGGCCAACACCUUCAAAAUGCAACGGGUGUUGCGGUGCAAGGAGGACGCCCAAUUCCUGCUGGCCAGAACCAUUUCUUGAAGAGGGAAAUUAAUAAAAUAAGACUUUGGAAACAAAGGAAGUUUUCGAAACAUACUAAAUUGUACUUUAGGUAACAUUUUAGGGAUCAUUAUGGCUCUAUAUUUACUCAUCUCUUUUGGAUGCAGCAUCUCAAGUGGGAUAUUUCCUGAAGGUGUUGACAUUUCUGAUUCUCACCGCAACUUGUUUUAUUAAAAUGGAGAGAGGGGGGGUGAUUUGUUUUGUGUCUGUUGAAUGUGUGUCAGAAAGUCAUUUGAUUUCCAGGUGUUACUUUCAAGUGCUUUCUGCCUGAUAUUCUUCACUUUCAUUUUAUUUGUAAUAAUGAAUUUUCUCACA
Messenger RNA from Syngnathus acus (greater pipefish), 2393 nucleotides. RefSeq names its product GH3 domain containing (gene ghdc). Gene Ontology annotation, molecular function: acid-amino acid ligase activity. The transcript has 11 exons. NCBI's taxonomy places the organism in Eukaryota, Metazoa, Chordata, Actinopteri, Syngnathiformes, Syngnathidae. Gene Ontology annotation, cellular component: cytoplasm. The record is from RefSeq and is a predicted model, not a curated record. The coding region runs from base 246 to 2060 and encodes 604 amino acids.